This is a messenger RNA of Arvicanthis niloticus (Nile rat), 8132 nucleotides long. The record is from RefSeq and is a predicted model, not a curated record. Lineage: Eukaryota; Metazoa; Chordata; Mammalia; Rodentia; Muridae.
GGGACUCAUCAGAGAAGUUAAGAUAGUCGGAUCACCCUGAGGAGAGCCUGGCAUGGGAAGGAACAAGCUUGUCAUCAGCAUGCUGCUGCCUGCAAUCCCUGUCUUCCUGGGGUUGCUUGUGCAAAACGCCUGCUCCCCGACAGAAGCCCCAGAACUGGCAAAAAGAUGUGAUAAGAAGUCUACCCUAGUCGUCAGGACAAAGUGCCAAUCCUGCGCGACCAACUUUGCAGUCAAGUGUCCAGAUGGCUACAUCAAGAUUACCAAUGGCUCUGUCGGGGUUCGGGAUUGCAGGUAUUGGCUUGACAUCCAGUCAUAUGUUCUGGCUAUCCCUGGAUGCCACCAUAUAUGUAGGAAGGAUUACCUACAACCUCAAUGUUGUCCAGGACACUGGGGCCCAGACUGCAUGGAGUGCCCAGGAGGAGCAAGGGCGCCCUGUGGUGGCAGGGGCGUUUGUGAUGAAGGCAUGGAAGGAACCGGAAGCUGCUCCUGCCAAGCAGGCUUUCGUGGAACAGCCUGUGAAACCUGUGCUGAUGAGAACGUUUUUGGGCCCAAUUGUACAGCAGUGUGCAAUUGUGUCCACGGUGUGUGCAACAGCGGGAUCAAUGGUGACGGGACUUGUGAGUGCUUGUCUGCAUACAGGGGGCCCAAGUGUGACAAGCCCAUCCCCGAGUGUGCAACCUUGCUCUGCCCAGAAAACUCGAGAUGCUCACCUUCCAGCAAAGAUGAAACAAAACUCCAAUGCAAAUGCCUUCCCAGUUACGAAGGGGAUGGCCAGAACUGCAAGCCCAUCAACCCAUGUUUAAAAAACGCCUGCCACCCUCAUGCCAGUUGUUCCUACCUGGGACCGAAUCAGCACAGUUGUGUAUGCCAGAAAGGCUACCAAGGAGACGGUCAAGUGUGCCUGCCAGUGGAUCCCUGCCAAACCAACUAUGGAGACUGCCCUACCAAGUCUACGGUGUGCAGAUACGACGGGCCUGGACAGUCUCACUGCGAGUGUAAACAACAUUACCGCAAUUUUGUGCCAGGAGUGGGGUGCAGUAUGACCGACGUCUGUGAAUCAAAGAACCCAUGUCAUAAGAAUGCAAACUGCAGCACAGUCUCACCAGGCCAAACACAAUGCACUUGCCAGAAAGGUUACGUGGGCGACGGCCUGAACUGCUAUGGAAACAUCAUGCAAAGACUCAGAGAAUUAAAUACUGAACCUAGAGGAAUAUGGCAAGGACAGCUGACCUCUUUCAUCUCGAUACUUGACAGAACUUAUGCCUGGCCACUGAGCAAUCUGGGACCCUUCACUGUGCUGCUGCCUUCAGACAAAGGACUAAAAGGGGUUGAUGUAAAGGAGCUCUUGAUGGACAAAGAGGCUGCUCAGUACUUUGUGAGGCUCCACGUCAUUGCUGGGCAAAUGAGCACGGAGCAGAUGUAUAACUCAGACAUCUUCUAUACCUUGACAGGAAAGUCAGGGGAAAUCUUCAACAAGGAUGAGGACAAUCAACUACAGCUCAAACUUUAUGGAAGCAAAAUAGUGAAAAUUAUCCAGGGGAAUAUAGUUGCUUCAAAUGGGCUUGUACAUAUCCUUGACAGAGCCAUGGACAAGAUAGAGCCCACAUUUGAGAGCAACCCCCAGCAAACCAUCAUGGCGAUGCUACAACCAAGAUACGGCAAGUUCAGAUCUUUGCUAGAGAAAACCAAUGUUGGACAAGCCCUAGAUGAAGGUAGUAUUGGUGGACCAUACACCAUUUUUGUUCCAAGUAAUGAAGCAUUGAGUAACAUGAAGGCUGGCAUCCUUGAUUACCUCCUUUCUCCAGAGGGCUCUAGAAAACUUCUGGAACUUGUCAGAUACCACAUUGUUGCAUUUACACAGCUGGAAGUGACCACUCUGGUUUCGACACCCCACAUCAGGAGCAUGGCCAACCAGAUCAUCAAGUUUAACAUAACCAGCAAAGGGCAGAUUCUGGCAAACAACGUGGCCGUGGAUGAAACUGAGGUCGCUGCCAAAAACGGCCGAAUUUACACACUGAACGGAGUUCUCAUUCCUCCCUCCAUCCUGCCGAUCCUUCCCCACCGAUGCAAUGAAACCAAGAGCGAGUUGAAACUGGGCACUUGCGUCAGCUGUUCCUUGAAACAUUGGAGCAAGUGUCCUGCUGACUCGAAGCCCACGGCGAUCUUCACACACCAAUGUUUCUACGGCAGCAGAACACGGAACCCAAAAAGUGGCUGUGCCCGAUAUUGUAAUGUGACUCUGGAGAUACCAAAAUGCUGUAAAGGUUUCUUCGGGCCUGACUGCCACCCAUGUCCAGGAGGCUUCUUGAAUCCGUGUUCUGGAAAUGGGCAGUGCAUAGAUGGCCUCGGUGGCAACGGGACCUGCAUUUGUGAGGAUGGCUUCCAAGGUUCCAUGUGUCAGUUCUGCUCCGACCCCAACAGAUACGGACCUCGGUGUAACAGAACCUGCCUAUGUGCUCAUGGAACAUGUGAUAACAGACUGGACAGCGAUGGAGCCUGCCUGUCAGGAACAUGCCAAGAGGGCACAACUGGGAGGUUCUGCGACAAGCAGAUGUCAGCCUGUGGGCCCUAUGUGCAAUUCUGUCACAUCCAUGCCACCUGUGAAUACAGCAAUGACACAGCCAGCUGUGUCUGCAAUGAGGGCUAUGAAGGAGAUGGAACUCUCUGUUCUAAGAAGGACCCUUGCCUGGGACUGACCUCCAGAGGAGGCUGUAGUCCUAACGCAGAAUGCAUCCAAACUAACAUGGGGACAUACAGCUGUGUGUGCCAACAGGGCUGGACAGGGAACGGAAGAGACUGUGUGGAGAUCAACAACUGCCUGCUGCCUAGUGCCGGUGGCUGCCACGACAAUGCCACCUGUUUAUAUGUAGGCCCUGGGCAGAAUGAAUGUGAGUGCAAGAAAGGAUUUCGAGGAAAUGGGAUUGAUUGUGAACCGGUCAUUUCAUGCUUGGAACAAACAGAGAAAUGUCACCCCCUGGCCACCUGUCAGUCUACUCCAUCUGGUGUUUGGAGCUGCGUUUGCCAAGAGGGCUAUGAAGGAAAUGGUGUCCUGUGCUAUGGAAAUGUCCUCAUGGAAUUGUCAUUUCUCUCUGAAGCAGCUGUAUUUUACCAGUGGAUAAAUAAUGCUUCCCUGCAGUCCAUGCUGGCUGCCACCUUGAAUCUCACUGUCCUAGUGCCAUCCCAGCAAGCCAUUGAGGACAUGGACCAGAAUGAGAAAAGCUUCUGGUUGUCACGGAACAAUAUUCCAGCCUUGAUAAAAUACCACACACUACUAGGCACAUAUGGAGUGGCUGAUCUGCAGACCCUGUCAUCCUCUCACAUGCUAGCGACAUCCCUGCAGGGAAGCUUCCUUCACCUGGACAAGGCAGAUGGGAAUAUCACAAUUGAAGGGGCAACUAUUGUGGAUGGUGACAAUGCAGCCACAAAUGGGGUGAUCCACAUCAUCAACAAGGUUCUGGUCCCCCAAAGAGGUCUAACUGGCUCCUUGCCAAAUCUACUCACCCGUCUGGAGCAGAUGCCUGACUAUUCCAUCUUCCGAGGCUACAUCAUUCAAUACAAUCUGGCAAGCGCAAUCGAGGCUGCAGAUGCUUACACUGUGUUUGUGCCAAACAACGAAGCCAUUGAAAAUUAUAUCAGGGAAAAGAAAGCCACCUCUCUAAAGGAAGACAUUCUUCGAUACCAUGUGGUCCUGGGAGAAAAGCUUCUGAAGAAUGACUUGCACAACGGCAUGCACCGAGAGACCAUGUUGGGGUUCUCCUACCUCCUUGCCUUCUUUCUCCACAAUGACCAGCUGUAUGUCAAUGAAGUUCCAAUAAACUACACCAAUGUGGCCACUGACAAAGGAGUGAUCCAUGGUCUGGAGAAAGUUCUGGAAAUUCAGAAGAAUAGAUGUGACAAUAAUGACACCACUAUUGUGAGAGGCAAAUGUGGAAAGUGUUACCAGCAAGCACUCUGCCCACUGGAGACAAAACCACUUAGCGAGCAGAGGAAGUGCAUCUAUUCCACUUACUUCCUGGGGAAGAGAUCUGUAUUCAUCGGAUGCCAGCCGCAGUGUGUGAGAACCAUCAUUACAAGAGAAUGCUGUGCUGGCUUCUUUGGCCCACAGUGCCAAGCCUGCCCUGGGAAAGGUCAGAAUGUGUGCUCUGGGAAUGGCUUCUGUCUGGACGGCGUGAAUGGCACUGGUACAUGUGAGUGCGGGCAGGGCUUCAGUGGGACAGCCUGUGAGACCUGCACAGAGGGGAAGUACGGUGUCCACUGCGACCAAGCAUGCUCUUGUGUCCAUGGGAGAUGUAACCAAGGUCCCUCGGGAGAUGGCACCUGUGACUGUGAUGUCGGCUGGCGAGGAGUGAAGUGUGACAUCGAGAUCACAACAGACAACUGCAAUGGGACCUGCCACACCAGUGCCAACUGCCUUCUCGAUCCAGAUGGUAAAGCCUCUUGCAAAUGUGCGGCAGGAUUCCGAGGCAAUGGAACAGUCUGCACAGCCAUCAACGCCUGUGAGAUCAGCAAUGGAGGGUGCUCUGCCAAGGCUGACUGUAAAAGAACCACCCCAGGGAGCCGGGUGUGUGUGUGCAAGGCAGGCUAUACCGGAGACGGCAUCGUGUGCCUCGAAAUCAACCCGUGUCUGGAGAACCACGGUGGCUGUGACCGGCAUGCAGAAUGCACGCAGACAGGGCCCAACCAGGCCGUCUGUAACUGCUUGCCGAAGUACACUGGAGAUGGAAAGGUCUGCACGCUCAUCAACGUCUGCUUAACUAAUAACGGCGGCUGCAGUCCCUUUGCCAUCUGCAAUUACACGGAAGAAGAUCAAAGGAUAUGUACCUGCAAGCCAGACUACACGGGUGACGGCAUCAUCUGCCGUGGCAGCAUCUACGGGGAACUUCCUAAGAACCCCUCAACAUCCCAGUAUUUCUUCCAGUUACAGGAACAUGCUGUCCGAGAGCUUGCUGGACCUGGCCCCUUCACUGUGUUUGCACCUUCAUCUAACUCCUUCAAUCAGGAGCCCAGGAUUAAAGACUGGGAUCAGCAGGGCCUCAUGUCCCAGGUUCUUCGGUAUCACGUGGUGGCCUGCCAGCAGCUGCUGCUGGAAAACCUAAAAGUGGUCACAAAUGCCACGACCCUCCAAGGAGAGCCAAUUUCCAUCUCUGUCUCUCAGGAUACUGUGUUCAUAAACAAUAAGGCGAAGGUCCUGUCCAGUGACAUCAUCGGUACCAAUGGAGUCAUCCACGUCAUAGACAAGUUGUUGUCUCCCCAAAACUUGCUUAUCACCCCUAAAGAUGCCUCAGGCAGGGUUCUGCAAAACCUUACUACAGUGGCAGCAAACCAUGGAUAUACCAGAUUCAACAAGUUGAUACAGGACUCAGGCUUGCUGAAAGUCAUCACAGACCCCAUGCACACCCCAGUCACUCUCUUCUGGCCUUCGGACAAAGCCCUCCAAGCCUUGCCCCUGGAGCAGCAGGACUUCCUGUUCAAUGAAGACAACAAGGACAAGCUGAUGGCAUACCUGAAGUUCCACGUGAUCCGAGACACCAGGGCUUUAGCUUCAGACCUGCCCAGGUCAACUUCCUGGAAGACCCUGCAGGGUUCAGAGCUGAGUGUGAGGUGUGGAACUGGCAGCGACAUCGGUGAGCUCUUUCUAAAUGGACAAAUGUGCAGGAUCAUACAGCGGGGACUCUUGUUUGACAAGGGUGUGGCCUAUGGCAUUGACUGCCUGCUAAUGGAUCCUACCCUAGGUGGCCGAUGUGACACUUUUACUACCUUCGAUAUUCUGGGGGAGUGUGGAAGCUGUUUCACCACUCCCAGAUGCCCGCUACAGAGCAAACCAAAGGGGGUGAGGAAGAAGUGUAUCUACAACCCAUUACCUUUCAAGAAGAAUGUGGAAGGCUGCCAGAACCUGUGCACGCUGGUGGUUCAAGUCCCCAGGUGCUGCAAUGGUUACUUCAUGCCAGACUGUCAAGCCUGCCCUGGAGGACCAGACACACCGUGUAAUAACCGGGGCACGUGCUUUAGUAUGUACACGCCCACGGGACAGUGCCUAUGCCACACCGGUUUCAACGGGACUGCCUGCGAGCUCUGCUGGCCUGGGAGAUUUGGGCCUGACUGUCAGCCCUGCGGCUGCUCCGAGCACGGGCAGUGUGAUGAGGGGAUCACAGGCUCCGGGCAGUGCCUCUGUGAAGCAGGGUGGACAGGCCGCUUCUGUGACACUCCCACAGUUGUGAUCCCAGAGUGCAUACCUGCUUGUUCCGUGCAUGCAACAUGUAUGGAGAAUAACACAUGUGUGUGUAACUUGAAUUACGAAGGUGAUGGGAUCACAUGCACAGUUGUGGAUUUCUGCAAACAGAACAACGGGGGCUGUGCGAAGGUCGCCAAGUGCUCCCAGAAGGACACACAAGUCUCUUGCAGAUGCCAGAAGGGCUACAAGGGGGAUGGCUACAGCUGCACAGAGAUAGACCCCUGUGCAGAUGGUGUCAACGGUGGAUGUCAUGAGCACGCCACCUGCAGGAUGACUGGCCCAGGCAAGCAUAAGUGUGAAUGUAAAAGUCACUAUGUCGGGGACGGACAGGACUGUGAACCCGAACAGCUGCCCCUUGACCGCUGCCUACAGGACAACGGACAGUGCCACCCGGAUGCCAGCUGUGCAGACCUUCACUUCCAGGACACUACUGUCGGCGUGUUUCACCUACGCUCCCCACUGGGCCAGUACAAACUGACAUUUGACAAAGCCAAAGAGGCCUGUGCCAACCAAGCUGCUUCCAUAGCUACGUACAACCAGCUCUCCUAUGCCCAGAAGGCUAAGUAUCACCUGUGCUCAGCCGGCUGGCUGGAGAACGGGCGGGUUGCCUACCCCACCACCUAUGCCUCUAAGAAAUGUGGUGCAAAUGUUGUCGGGAUUAUAGACUACGGAUCCAGGGCCAACAAGAGCGAAAUGUGGGACGUCUUCUGUUACCGGAUGAAAGAUGUGAACUGCACCUGCAAGGCAGGCUAUGUGGGAGACGGCUUCUCGUGCAGUGGGAACCUGCUGCAAGUCCUCAUGUCCCUCCCCUCACUCAAGAACUUCCUGACAGAGGUACUGGCUUUUUCCAAGAGCUCAGCCCGAGGCCAGGCAUUUUUGAAACAUCUGACUGACCCGUCCAUCAGUGGUACUCUAUUUGUGCCACAGAACAGUGGGCUACCGGAAAAUAAGAGCCUGUCUGGGCGGGACAUUGAGCAGCACCUCACUAAUGUCAACGUCUCUUUUUACAAUGACCUUGUCAAUGGUACCGUCCUGAGGACUAGCCUGGGAAGCCAACUGCUCAUUACCUCCAGCCAGGACCAGCUCCAGCAAGAGACCAGGUUUGUGGAUGGAAGAGCCAUUCUGCAGUGGGACAUCAUUGCCUCCAACGGGCUCCUCCAUAUCAUUUCUGAGCCUCUGAAAGCCCCUCCCUCGGCAGCAACGGCUGCCCACUCUGGCCUGGGAACAGGCAUAUUCUGUGCUGUCAUCCUGGUCACUGGUGCGAUUGCUCUGGCUGCCUACUCCUACUUCAGGCUAAACCAGAGAGCAAUUGGCUUCCGGCGUUUUGAGUCAGAAGAUGACAUUGACGUCUUGGCUUUCGGCAAGCAGCAGCCCAAGAGUAUCGCAAACCCUUUGUAUGAGACCUCAACACCAGCAUCCCCCGAGUCCUCCUGUGACCCCUUCCCAGACUCUGGAGAACAGGAGCUGGAGAACAGCGACCCUCUGGGGGCACUGAGGUCCUGAUGUGAGAAGCCAGCCACGUGAGCCCCGAGCCAUCAUAGUUCCACAGUGACUCCCCAGCUCCAUCUGUCUCUUGGAUCAUUUGUUUUAAAGUAUGAUAACACUCAGAAGCCAUACCUCACCCCUCUGGUUAAUCUGGGGUUGUUGCCAUGGGUAAGGGGCCAUGUUGCCUGGAUGACCAGAGGACCUCCACCUCCUUUGGGCCUCCACUGUGGUUUUCUGAACAUUCUAGAUGGUGCUUGAUGAUUAUUUUCUGCCCUAUCCUGUGGGCAGCUGUGACCUUGUGGUAUUCUCCUAUAGACUGUAAACACCAAAGGCAGGGCUUCACCUCAUAUGUUCUAUAUCCCAGUACCCAGAAGUACCUGCCACACCGGUGCACUCAAUAAAUAUUUUGGGAACA